Molecule: messenger RNA, 573 nt
Organism: Caenorhabditis remanei
Lineage: Eukaryota; Metazoa; Nematoda; Chromadorea; Rhabditida; Rhabditidae
Exons: 4
Coding region: 1-573 (190 amino acids)
Source: RefSeq, a predicted model, not a curated record
AUGAAACCAGUGAAAAAGCUUCCAAUGACAAGUUUAGCCAUUGUAUUUGCAAUCAUUUCUGUCACUAUAGUCACUAUGUUCACCAUGCCAAAAGGAUGUGGGUACGUGUAUGAUCCAGAAUACUUUCAAUGGAUACCUGAAGAUGACGAAUGUGCGGCAAACUUUGCAAAUGGAAUAAUGUUUGCAAUAUUUGCAAUUACAUUAGUCUCGAAUUCAUUCAAUGUAGCCACUGCUGCACGUCUUCUAUUCAGUAAAAUGGUCGGAAUGACCAAAAAAGACUCUUCGAGACGACGACGUAGAUGGAUGAUCAUGUUCUUACAGAGCGUUAUGACCGAUUGUCUUCAUUUGGUUGAUAUCAUAAAUGCUACUUAUAUUUAUAAAUUCAACGACGAGCUCUGGUUUCAGUUCAUUUUUUUGACGAUGUCUUUCAUUUUGAUUUAUACUUUGGAUGGAUUCGUAAUGCUGAUAUUCAACCAACAUUUUCUUCCGAAAAUCUGUAGAAAGAAUGGGAAACAAAUGAGUGUGAUGGUUGUCACUUCACGGAUAUCAGUUACUACAUUAUCAAAACAAUAG